AUGUCAUUGGUCUGCUCGCUAUCAAACGAAGUCCCAGAACAGCCAGUCCUCAGCCCUCGGUCAGGCCACAUAUUUGAGCGACGUCUCAUUGAGAAGUACUUAACGGAAACCGGAUGCGACCCGAUUAACCAGCAGCCACUGUCACCAGAAGAAUUGAUAGAGGUCAAGACAGCGCCUUUCGUUAGACCAAAGCCUCCAUCCGCAACAUCCAUUCCCGCUAUUCUGAAGGCACUUCAAGAUGAAUGGGAUGCUGUGAUGCUUCAUUCUUUCACUUUACGCCAGCAGCUCCAAACUGCAAGACAGGAACUGUCUCACGCUCUUUAUCAGCAUGAUGCAGCCUGCCGAGUAAUUUCAAGGUACUUUGAUUUCAGAUAUAAACCGAAUGCAGUAAACACUGGGGUUUGCUUGGAGCGACCCCGCUACUUUUUCUAUAAAAGUGCUUUUAUUCGUCUUUUCCCACCGCUAUGACAAUGCUUCUAUGUAUUGCUAUUCUUCAGGUUGACAAAGGAAGUUACUGCGGCUCGUGAAGCCUUGGCAACCCUAAAGCCACAGGCCGGCAUUUUGCCCGGCAGCCAGGCGGCCGCUCAGGCCCAGCCUGCGCCUUCUGUCGAAACGCCCGAAAGUUCGGCUGUUGAUUCUUCUAACGUGAGUUUUAAACUUUUGACCAUGUGUCGAAUUCUCACUUACAUGUCCACUCAACCCGAACCAGACUCCUGUCUAUUACUUCCUCAAUCCCUUCAAUUAGAAAUCCUACUGUGGGAUAACUUUUUUAUUGCUCCCUCGACAGCAUUAAUUUAGCUAUGAAUUGUGCGUCAAAAUCCUAGCUAUUUGAAUCUUCGGUAACGUUGGGGAUCAUGGACAACCCUCUUAACUUUAGUUUUGGAGGUCCAACCAAAUACUAGCGUUUGGAAGCAGAGAUUGUUAAAAACUUUUGAGCAAAGCGUGAAACGGUUGGGCUGUUACUUUUCAUUUUACUUUCAUGGCAGAGACUGUGAGCUGCCAGUCCACCUGCUCACUUGUGAAGCAACUUUCAACAUACCCCUCACUCAAGUCCGAUGUCGCAAAUGCGAUUGCACUAUCUUCAUAGUGCCGAUUCUGUAAUUCCUUUUCUUCGGGAACUCACGUAUACAGUUCGAUCUUAAUUUUGUCCCAUGGGAUCCUUUCCCAAAUAUGUGCAAAGGUCCUAGUUUCCGAUGGUAGCUCGGUCUUUUGUGUGACAAGCCAUAGCAUCUUUCCUCUCCCAAAAUAUUGAUAUCCCUACUUACAUAAUCAGUUAGUACACGCAUAAUCGGAAGGUUUCCAUACAACACGGAUAGUAAGGGGAAAGAACUGUGCUUUUUGUCAUUUUCUGAUUUAAUUGCCGCCAUGAAGGACUUACAUGAUUGUCCUUUUCGGGAUUUUCUGGGGCGCCUAUGUUAGUGGAAAAAGGCAAGUUUAAUUAUUGUGUAAAGAGUAAAUACUGAUAACGUCGACAAAUAUUUAGAUUCCUGUGUAGGAAACUAAUUCAACUUUUUAAGUGCAUGUGAUUUGAAGACCGCUUAAUUUAGCUCUUGAUCGUCUUCCUCUAUCAUCCUUUGGAGAUACGUGCCUUUCGGCCUCGUCUGUGUAUAUUAGUCUCUGUUUAUACUUGUUUUUUUGGGUUCCUUUAAUGUUAUUUAUCAUCCCGCCACCGUGCAGCUUCAAGAGGAGAUUGGUGUCUCUGAGGCCGUGGUUACGAGACUGCAGGAGCAGGCGGCUAAACUGACUGCUGAGCGCAAACGCCGAGGCAAGACUGCUCCCGAGGGUCUGGCCAAGCCCAAUGUCAUCUCAGAAUACCAGCAGAUUGCGUCCCAUGUUGGUCUGCAUUCUCCAAGCGUGCCAGGCAUUCUUUGUCUUGACAUUAGCAAGUCUAUCCCCGAGCGUAUCAUCACCGGUGGCAACGACAAGAAUGUAGUUGUCUUCAACACUCAGUCCGCUCAGGUGUGUAACUGGCUCAUAUACUUCCACUUUUCGUGUUUCUCUUUCUACUCAUAUUUCAUCUGCCCUUUUCCUGGUAAAAUUUUUGGGACAACCUGGUAACAGCCAAACUCUAGACUCAUUUUUGGGACGCUGCGAGUUAAAAUCUUGGCCUCAGUAUUUAUCUUUAAUCAAGGCACACUUCAGAAGAAGCAAUCGCCAGAACGGGUUUAUUUGUCUGACGUUUUGGAUUCCCAUUCAACCACGUUACUAGACACAGUCGCAAACUGGUAAUGGAUUCAAGUAAGGAUCCAAAACGUCAAUAUUAUAAGUUCUUGUUCCAGCGGCCGCAUCUCCUAAACUGUUUCCUGGGACUUGUCUCCUCUUCUGAGUCAGCAAAGCAAACUUUUUUCAUCUCUGAUUGGCUCAUGCCAACCGGAUUCUUGAUCAGCGGUUUACAUGAGUGUUGUAUUAUGCCUCAACUUCUCGGUUAUUUCCCUGCACACAAAGCCGGGAUGUUAAGUCCCAGGUGAGUCAACUCAAAAAGCCAUCGAAAGCCGUUUGCAGUAUUGUAGCGCGAAGCAAACUCUGUCGGCCAUUCUUUACUAGACUGACGCUGCACUUAUCGCCCAUGCAUUGAGUGCGCGUAAACCAGUGAACGGACUUGAAAAAGGUUUCCCGUACAUUUCGACUAUACCGAAAAGAUAACAAACUGACAGACUGCAUGCCAAAGAAACGAAGACAGAUGCCUGUUUAACCUUUUCUGACCACUUCCUCGACAAGCCCAUGUCAGGAAAUUCUAUUCCACAUAGGUGGUUACACCCAGGUAUCCAGUCGCCCUUAUAGCUGUUGUCGGUUGCCCCAUAUUUUUGGAUGUCUGAAAAGUGCUCUCCAUUCCCAUAUCAGUUGGCUUGAACUUGUCAGUGAGAAUGAGACAUAAAAGUUCUCUCCAUGGGGAUUCGAACCAAACCCCCCAUAAAAGUCUUGCUCCUUUACAUCCAUUUGGUGGUUAAGACUUAGCUAAAUACAGUUUUAGAAACCACUUAUUGUUCUGGAUGAUUUAUACUCUUAGAGUUGAUUCCCCUAGGUCUAGUAGUCCAUUUCACUACUUGGAUUUCAUAAUUGUGUCCAGCACAGCUGAUCCCGACGACGAUAAUUUUGAUCUCCGACUUUGUGCCUCUAGGUUAUCUCCAUUCUCCGUGGACACACGAAGAAAGUAACCAAUGUGGUAUACCAUCAGUCCGAGCAGUUGGCCUUUACCGGCUCUCCGGACAGUACUGUCCGUGUGUGGGGUGUGGAGCAAGGCCAGUGUGCCAGUGUCAUCCGCGCCCACAUGGGCGCUAUCACAGGUCUAAGCGUCCACGCCACUGGCGACUACCUCCUAUCCUCAAGCUCUGACGGCCAGUGGGCUCUGAGCGACCUACGCCAGGGCAAAGUACUCGUUCGAGUUACCGUGGAGAAGGACGGAGCAACCCAAAGUGAGUCUCCAGGUUUUGGCCCACCCACAUUAUGUUCCUGCACGUUGAAACAUGCGGUCAAACAUUGUUCCUGUUUCGAUCUGAUCUUUACUUCUGUCUCAUCUUGUUUGUUUUUUGCAGUUCUUGAAGCCUUUGACACUUACGAGUAGAUUGCAAGGAAUAACUAACUAAAGCAGGAUGGCUUUCUCUGAUUAGAACAUAUUAUGGACACGAAGCACUCUGCACAGCGUCAGCGUGUACAUUGUUAUGAGUCUAGGUGCAGUUUUCUCAAGAACUGUCUGAAACAGUAGAACUAAGAAAACUCUCUGUAACUUGCAAAAACUCCAUCGGCGUUGUGGCUUUCGUUAGCAGCCGGAAUAGGUGAAAAUAGGCUUGUAAGAUAGAGAAUCUUGGUAGACGGUAAGGUCGAGGGAAGACUGCUCACAAUGUCUAAUAUGGAAUUUUUAAUUCUUCUGUCCUGCUUGUAGCCAGAAGCCACAGGCGAACUGCGGCAGUUCAGCCGCCGUUGCCGAUGGUGUCUACCGUGUGUGUCCCACACCAUGGUGGGCGCGGGACGUUGGUUUGCGUGUGAACUAGUUUAUAAUGAUAGUAGACUUGCGACGAGUCUUCCCUCACCCACCUGUAGCCGGCAUCAAGACAGGGUCAAGAAGUCGGAGCAGGAUCGAGCGCAGUGGCUGACCAAGCCAAGCAACCCGUCUACGCACGCCACACGCGCCUGAUCCUCACACGAUGGGCCAGGUUUUCACAGAAACAAAAAGGAGGCUGCUCGAAUUCCUACUGAGAGCGAGUGCCAUAGACGCCACAUUAAUAAGCAGCCAUUGGCAGCCUUCGAAGCCACGGUCUAAAAGUGGCUCGGAUUCUUUAUAGGGAGAAAUGUUCGCUGAGUGCCGUGGGGACGCAGUCUGUAGAGUCGGCCCUCUCCUCUCUUCUCUAUUUUGUGCACCAGUCAAUUGUCCUAGCUGGUCACUCGACUGAUUGGGUGAAGUGAUAGACAGUGCUAAAACAGCCUAUCUGCGCGUUCCACAUAUCGUCUGCCUUUCUCCCACACAACGGUGUUGGGUUGGUUUGGUCUCAUUUGCGUUAGAUUACCAUGGAGGCCACAUGGAGAAGGAGCCGAAGAACACGGCAUUCACAUGCGUGCGAGGUGUCUAUUCGAUGCCGGUGGUGGAUGAUACGAGACCGAUUUGUGCGUGAUGUAUGGGCUGGCGGCGCAAUUCGUGGUGAUGAGAUUUAUUUUGCGAUUGUUUGUUGCACAUUUACACGGAGGUGCAUGUAGCUAAAUAGGUCAGAUUUAUCCGACAGUUUGAUCGUCCUUUCCGACAAUGUCUGCCGUGUGCUCAACAGUGAUAUGAGAGCAGGGACGAUGACUUGCGCGUGAGUUAGUCUUUAGCGGUAGUAGACUUUCGCGACAUCUACCGCACUCCCUCCUCCUCCCCGACCUGGGCCCGGUGUCACGACAGAGUCAAGAAGACCGGAGGCGAGAGAGGACGCUAGUGGUUGGCACGGCGAAAACUCGCACCUACGCGCGUGCCACCACACAGAAGUUAUACAGUGGACGCACCAACGGUCAGCUUAAACGCCGCUUCUAUCGCUCAGCCCAAGAGUCAUAUAACAGUUGUGAAGCUAUGUACAUUCUUCCUCCCCCAAUGUUUCCAUGUGAACCCUGUACUGUUCUGAUCUUCAUAAUUUUUCUUCACUUGCUUGAACACGUUAAUUUUUACUCUUCCCUUGAGCCAACCCAACAUGGUUAUUCUUGGUCAGCCCUUGCUGCACUCCUUGCCGAUGCUACCAUGGCAGCGUGUGCACACGAAUUCUCGUGUUCUCUCGCUCCGACCGUCAGUUCGACCGAAGUCUGUCAUAUCGACGCCUCAUUAUUGGCACACAGUGGCGUGGUGCGCUUAAACCCCUGCUGUCUGCCUGCAGAACACUUCGCGCGCCCUAGGCUACAUGUUGUUGGCACUGAACUCUCCUUUAAACGUGUGUAUACGUGCCUUCGAGUGCGCCUGCCAAAUUGCAUGGAAGCCACCGCAGCAUGCAUCAGCGUCGAACAUGCCUGUCUAUCCUUACGUCGGUGUGACAUUUUCUGCAGGCAUGAGGUCGUGGCGAGAGUACUGACUUAUACUUGACCGAUUUUAUUCAUGCCCGAUAUAGGCGGCCUCAGUUCACACGAGACGUUCGUGGAAAUUCGCGACGCAAACGACUUCACAAUAACCGCCCGGCUUCUUUGUUCGAUGUUGUUUCCCGUAGAGUCUCGGUCCGUCGCAGCCUAAGCUGAAGCCAGUGGUGACAAAAAGACUUUCUUACUGGUACUUGAAUGUAGCCAUAUUGCAGUGCUGUCAUUGAAAUUCCUAGCAAGACAGGAGGCAGUGCGACUAUUGCCGCGCCGGUAAAACACGUCGUGUAGGUGGUAAGCAGCAAUUGAAGGCGAAGGACGAUACGGGAGGAUAGUCAGGCGUGUAAAUGACUAUUGGCCGGAAGGAUAGGGGACGUCGUUCGUGAAACAGGCUAGUGCAAAUCAAGCAAGGUAAGUCAUAAACCACAUGACAUUUUAAUUGGACAUACGAGAAAGCAUGCAUGAAAUUGGGCGAGGGGCGUAGGAGGGGUCCCAUGAAGCACGGUAUCCAACUCGUUGCACAUCUCUGUUCUCCAUGUUACCAUCUAGAGAAUGUGUUGCCUUCACGAGAUAAGGGACUUUACACGCCACAAUUAGAUACGCAGUAUGACCAGUAUUUAACAGGUGCCUUGCGAUUGAAUCUUCUGGGACCUUGUCUUCUCUCCUCAAGGGCCAACUUGGUCCACCACCAAAUGCAUGACAGUUCAUAAACUAAGGCAGAGAGUGAAUACGUCUUUUAUUGCUCUGACCAGAAUGAUCAUUGAAGUGAUUACCAUCGUUAAAUUGGCAGUCAUUUGCCCUAUAUCACGUCACGUAUCUUUUCCUAGUCGCGUUUUUGUUUAUCGCUUACCACGCUCAUUUUGUAGAUUGUUCGCAUGGUAACUCUAGACAGUAUGUGAAUUUGCAAAUAACACUUGCAGUUUGACACUAAAUUCCCAAGUUUUGUGACGUCACUAAAUACUGCUUUAUUCGCGAUUUUAUUGUCCACAUUUCUUGCGGAAAGUAAAUUUUUCACAUUACUACUCUCAUGACUAGCCUCCUAAUUUUAAAAUGAACCUUCCAUUAUUACACUUAGCGUAACUUCCUGUCUCGAGUUGCCUUAAGUUGGCAAUUUUGUUUUGAGAUUAUGGCCUCCUGUGCUUUCGACUUUUUGAGCGUAUCUUUGAUCUCUUCCAUCAUUUCUUGUUGUCAAGGUCUUACGUGUGCCCAAUUCCACCCGGACGGUCUUAUUCUGGCCACUGGUACAGUGGAUGGUGAAGUGAAGAUCUGGGAUGCCAAGGAUCAACGCAAUCCUGCCACCUUUACCCACGGCGUCGGGGCAGGACAUCCGCUGACUGCAGUAGCCUUCUCUGAGAAUGGCUACUACCUGGCCACCGGCGGGGCCGACGGCCAAAUUAAGUUGUGGGAUCUGCGAAAACUGAAGAAUUUCAAGACCCUGGUAUGCAGUAUUUCUAGUGCCCACGUAUUUUGGUUGUCGCUUAUUGUUGGUUUGCAAGAAAUUUCACCUCUUAAAGCCAUUCGUCCUCUUGCAAUCACCUAGAAAACCCCGUUAAGCCGUAAUGCUAGCAGUUGCGUGAGACUACAUGGUGGAUAAAUGGUCUCCUGCAGAUCCGGAGUACCUAGAUUGAUGUCUUUGCCCACCCCUUCUCUGCACCAGUUUGAGGCUGAAGGAUCGCACUGGACAGCGAAUGAAUCCUUAGUUGAUGGCGGGCAACACUCGCCCUGUCUUAAUACCACCAAGGCUCGUCACCUUUUUAGAAUUAACCCACUUUGCCGCAUCAGUGCUCAGCUACGCCGUAAGCUUUUACUGCUGUAUGCUACACGACUGUCCAUUGGUCAGACCCGGGCACCUGCUUAUUUCGCAACUAGUCCGCUCUGAAGACUUUCACUACCCACCGGCUGUAGACACCGAGUAGUCCCAUAGCUAGGCAAACAGACAAGUUGCAACUUUCCCAGGGUUCCCUUCUUCUAGCCACUAGAGUUACCUAUCGGUCCUCGUCUGCUUGAUAAAGGCCUCCAAUGGGCACAUGCGGAGAACUGCCUUGUGUGCGGUGUGGGAUCCGAUAAAAACCAUACUCCCAUUAUAUUCUCUGAUUAGGGUCGUCCUUUCAGCAUGCACGACUUGCUGCUGUGAAUGUCUCCUUGACAUAAUGAAGACCUACAGUGCUUGAUCGAUCUCAUAAAAUAUUGGCCAAAAUUCCGGAAUGCGUUUCUGAUUAGGAAGGAUUACUUAAGUGGGGUUGUUAUACUGAUUAUCGUGCAGCAUAACCCUAUAACGUUUCGGACUCGCCAGGAUGUCGGCUUUUGAAUGCACUUCUUUUUGACCUCCUGCAGAAACCACACUCGGUAAAAAAUGACCACUUAAGUAGCAUGCAUUUUCCAUAUUGAUUUUCGAUGGUCCUAUAAAUUCGAAUAUAUUUUAUAGAGAACAUGCACAAAAAUAUGCUUUCUUUUGCUCAUUUGGUAGGAAAUAACAUUGUCCUCAUAUUUUAUGCCCGAAGAAAGUGUAUAUUUAGGUUUUAAAAAGUUCCUAAUUAUGAGAUUUUUAAGACCGUGAGAUGUCCAUGCAUGCAAAACUGCACAUGUCCGUUUGCUAAUGCUCCUCAUGAAAUGUACAACACAGGCCGGAUCCAUUACAAAAUUUCAUGAACUCUAUGUGGCAUCUUCUUAAAGACAUAGAGGAAUAUAUGAUUUUCCUUACGCGGAAAGCAUGUACCUUGUAGACUGAAACUGCUAGACGCUGAUGCAAUGGCAGAUCAGGCUGAAAAUUUUUCGGGAAUUGGGAAACUUUUCUAAAACCUAAAUAUACACUUUCUUCGGGCAUAAAAUAUGAAGACAAUGUGAUUGCCUACCAAAUGAGCAAAAGAAAGCAUAUUUUUGUGCAUGUUCUCUAUAAAAUAUAUUCGAAUUUAUAGGACCACCGAAAAUCAAUAUGAAAAAUGCAUGCUACUUAAGUGGUCAUUUUUUACCGAGUGUGGUUUCUGCAGGACGUAAAAAAGAAGUGCAUUCAAAAGCCGACAUCCUGGCGAGUCCGAAAUGUUAUAGGGUUAUGCUGCGUGAUAAUCAGUAAAACAACCCCACUUAAGUAAUUUUUAGUAAUCGAAAAUGCAUUCCAGAAUUUUGGCCGAUAUUUCAUGAGAUCGGUCACGCACUGUAUACACGCCAUUCGGAUGAUGUAGUGAUUAUCGGAAGGCUGAUAAGUAGACCAUCUGCCACUAUUAGUCUGUUGAUGUGGGAGGAGAAGGAGUACACGAACCUUUCAGAUAAAUUCCAGUGUGCCUUUGGUCACCGAUAUAUGCGCCACCUCUUUUCGUCUGCCCUCUGGUUGUCUUCGGCUUGUUUGCCUUUCUGUUGCCCCAGAGUCAUCUUUGAGCUACUUACUUUUUUCCAUAGUUGUUUCUGCCUAGCUCUGCAAUAUAUCUGCCUUCCAUUUUCUCCAGGCCCCAGAGCUCGCUCGCGGUGGUGGCGUUUACGAGAUAAAGGACCUUGAGUUCGACCAAUCCGGCUCCUACUUGGCUGUCGCCGGCUCUGACGUUCGCGCCUACCUUUGCAAGCAGUGGGACGAACUGGCCGUUUUCACGGCGCAUACCUCACCCGCCACUGGCGUGCGCUUCGGUGAAAACGCCAAAACCAUCAUCUCUUCUAGCCUGGAUCGUUCAAUUAAAAUUUACGGCCUCCAGGAUGAUAAUGCUGCUAAGGACUCCCAAGAAGCCAUGGACAUGUAG
Messenger RNA from Spirometra erinaceieuropaei, 9251 nucleotides. NCBI's taxonomy places the organism in Eukaryota, Metazoa, Platyhelminthes, Cestoda, Diphyllobothriidea, Diphyllobothriidae. The record is from the annotation of a GenBank genome assembly.